UUUUCUUUUUUUGGUUUCUCUUUUUUUAAUUAAAUUUUUUUUUUUUUAAACCUUACCUCUGUCUGCGUGUACUUUUUUUUUUAAUUUUUUUUAUCUCGGCCACCAUCCUUCCUUUACUCUUCUUUUUAACGUUACCUUUAUUUUGAGUCUGUGUAAAACGAUACCGAUAAAUAGUUAUUGUUUCUAAGAGAAAAAUUAUUUAAUAAUAUAAUGUCCGACAUUUGUAAUUCAAUAUCGUCUGACGGAAUAGCGUAUAUACAGUGGAUACAUACAAUUUUUGGUUCUUGCAUAUAUAACAGCCAGGAAGCAGUUAGUGUUUUUUUGGGAUAUUUAACUCUAGCAUGUUGGCUGAACGCUCAACUUCCACAAAUUAUAACAAAUUAUAAAAAUAAAUCGGUAGAAGGACUUAGUUUACCGUUUCUUGUAAAUUGGCUACUAGGUGAUAUUACCAAUUUAUUGGGAGGGAUAUUGACAAAGCAAUUAAAAUUUCAAAUAUAUCUCGCCGCAUAUUUUUGUACCGUAGAUCUUUUUCUAUUUUUUCAAUAUUUUUAUUAUACAUGGUUCCGAAUUUCAACAAUAAUAACUGAAUCUGGUGAGGAUAUACCGGUUAGACCUCUAUCUAUUCAGUCGUUUAAAGACUCUAUACUAGAAGGUGCAAAAAAGAGUUACACUUUUCCUACAAGAAAGAAUCAUUCCCAUCAACGACUAUCGUCAAUGGUAUUUGCUGUACUUCUCUUCACAUUUCAUUCUACUUCCUCCAUAUCGUCGUCUUUUUCCACAUCUCUACCAUAUCAUUCCACCAUUCAUGAUGAUGAAAUGUCAUUUGGCGGAUAUAUAAAAUCUUUUUUUGAACGUAAUUAUGAGUCCAUAGGAAGAAUUAUGGCUUGGAUUUGCACAGUAUUAUAUUUGACUAGUAGAAUGCCACAAAUAUGGAAAAAUUAUACAAGAAGAUCAGUCGAAGGACUUUCUGUUUUUAUGUUUAUAUUCGCAGUCCUUGCCAAUUUGUCUUAUACCACAUCAAUCAUCGUAAAUCCGGAAUCAAGAACGAACCCAGACUAUUUUCGCAGAGAAAUUCCCUAUAUAUUAGGAUCCAUUGGCACAUUAGUAUUUGAUGGUACAAUACUUGUACAAUGGUAUAUUUUACGUGAUCCAGAGCACCGACAUAGAAGACGAAGAAGUAAACGCUCUGUCAGUUAUGGUAGUGAUAAUAUAGGGUAUCAUCAAUUACCGAUGGAUAAUGAAAAUUAUAGUAAUAGAAGAAGAAGUGGUCAAAUAGACGGUGGAAAUUUUGUUUAAGAUAUUCUUUGUUUGGAGUUUAUAAGACUUGUAGUUCUGAGUCGAUUAUAAUUUUUAUUUUAUUUUAUUUUUUAAUUUCUAUUUUAUUAUGAUAAUUAUAUAUGGUGGCCGAGAUUUAUUGUUUUACAUAUAGCUACUACAAAACUUUAAUGGAAAAAAAAUCCACACUUACGAUAUUCGGUGAAGAUUCAUGAAAUUCCACUCAGAUUUUUCGUUGACAAAAAAAAAGCAUUUCAAAAAUUUUUUUUUUAUUCAUUGUUUUUUUUUUCUUGUAAUAUUUUACAUUUCCAUCCCAGCAUUUUCCCUUUUUUUCUCAAUUACUAUGCAGAAAAUUAUCCCCCUUUCUUUAUUAUUAC
Messenger RNA from Rhizophagus irregularis DAOM 181602=DAOM 197198, 1652 nucleotides. RefSeq lists its product as uncharacterized. Gene Ontology annotation, biological process: basic amino acid transmembrane export from vacuole. Gene Ontology annotation, cellular component: fungal-type vacuole membrane. The record is from RefSeq and is a predicted model, not a curated record. NCBI's taxonomy places the organism in Eukaryota, Fungi, Glomeromycota, Glomeromycetes, Glomerales, Glomeraceae.